CUUAUUAAAUUUUUUCUUAAAUUAAAAAUUUUAUGUGAGCGAAAGAAAAAAAUUAUAAAAUAAAAAUACAUUCCUACAUAAAAAACAAUAUUUUUUGUUAUUUCAUAGAAUUAAUAUUAUAACUUCUUUCUUUCAGAAAAGUAAAACUGAUGAAAUAAAGGACAGAGAUUAAUCAAAGCGGAUGCAACUCUGUGGUUAAUGAAUAUGCGCUAUUACAAUUUAUAAUCAAUGCAAUACGUAACAUAUCUGAGCGUGUCACAUUGGGAACAAUUUGCAUAAGAAUAUCCGAUCGCGAGGCAACACGUGUUUACGGCGUGCAACAGCUGUAACUAUCUCUUUCUCUUUUUUUUUCCUUUUUUUUCUAAUUACAUAGAAGGCCCUUACAGAAAUUUCUGGUAAUUUUUCUAUGCGGUUUUUUGUGAUGCUAUGAACUCUAUGAACUAAAAGGGUAUCGGUUUGCGCGUUUUCAACAUUAUCGAAGAUAUCAUUCGGAGCAAAAAACAAAUCCAGUUCGACUGAUAUUCGGUCCCCCAACAAAAAUUUACAAAAAUUGCGACGACCAAUACUGAUCACUUGUUUCGCACGUCUGCUCGUUAACGUCUCUUCGAGCGGCCACGGAAAAUUAAACUCGUCCGAUGUUUCAGAAAUCAUGUUAAUGUGACCUGUACACACGUGUUACGCCGCAUAAAAGAAAAAAUACAAGAAAAAAAUAGAAAAUAUAAAAAAAUAUGUAUAUUACUAACCAUAAAAUUAACAAUGAAUAUAAAUAUUUUGCCCGACCUCAAAAAUCCGCACAUAAAUUUUUAUAUAUAUAAAGAUUAUAUAAAAAGAAUGGAUUUAAAAAAUAUUUGUAAUUUUAAACCUUCAAAAUAUUCUCAAAAGACUAAGAAAGUCUUCAAAAGAUUGAGAAUUUUUGAAAUUCAACCAAUUUUUUAAAUAUAAUACUUUAGUAUCUUUUGUAAUAGAUUUUUCACUUUUUUUUAUAUCUGCAGGUUUUCUGCGAUUGGGCAACAUUUAACAUAUUCAAAAUUUUAUUGUUAGUGAUAUUUAAUUUUUAAAUUUAUAUUGCUAUUUAUACUGCAACUUAGAUUUCACAUAAUUUACAUUCUAUUUUAACUUAUUUUUAUAGUUAAUUAGAUAGUAUAUAGUACAAUGUGACAGUAAUACAAUACAAUAUAGUUUUGACAUAUUUUUUAUUAAACAUAUGCCUAUACUUUUUUUUCUUUUUAUGCGCGCGUUGAUCGCGCGGGUAUCGUUCGAUGAAUCGACACAUUUUAACGAAUGGCAAGUGACCACUUUAAUCUGCCACCGUGAUAUCUUUUUGCACAUUUAUCUCGUAUCCUACUGGAGCGAAAAAAAUGCGAACGAAAAAAAAGCCGACGUUGCAGACUGUAAUAUUAUUUUCCGCGGCUUAUUUACUCGUUUAUCACUAAUGCAUCUUCUGUGUUAAUUUUGAACUGUCGCUUCGCUCUGCCGAAGGUGAAGUGUCACACUCCAUCAAUGUUUCGCAGAAGAUCGCAAAUAUUAAUUAUCAUUUUCAUGAAAUUUCAAUGCUCCCACGGUGCAGAGAGAGGGAGAGAAAGAGAGAGAGAGAGAGAGAAAGAGGGAAUAAUGACAAUGCAUCAUUAAUAAUCGGCUUAAGCUGUUAACGCUAAAAAUAUGCAGUUCGUUAAUCAGAUCGGCGCGUCAAUGACACCUGUUUUAUUACAGCACGCAUAUGCUACCUUGUAGCGUGUUAUUAGUAUAAGCGCUUCUCUUUACCAUGUGUACGAUAAAUUCCGCGGAAGCUCAUCGAAGCAACUCCGGCUGUGCAGAUCUGGCGCCGGGUGCCCGGCUAAAGUUACACGUGCAUGCUGGCGUCAAGAUCGCGGCGCUAAGCUGCAUGGAGCACGUGCCAUAGGUCUGCUGCGCCGCGGCGACUGCGAGAGGAGGGGGAGAGCAAUAUUGCAACAGCAUUGAAAUAAUUUUUUCUUCUCAACAGAAAAAGUCAAGGUCGACGCCGCGCGGAAUAUUGGCGCCACACCAAUCUGGAAAUCGUUUGUUCCCUCGCCCCGCGAAAACGACGAAGGACUUGCGUCGUUAUCGAGUUGGGAGAUUUUCUCCCGAAAUUUAAUUAGAGAUCAAGAUGUUUUUUUUUUUUAUGACGAAUUGUAUUGGUUUAUGAAUACAUAAAUUUUUUUAUCGCAUUCGUCACAAAUGUUUAUACUCCAGCGGCGCUGAUUAGACGCUGAGGUGAGAAUCAGCCGAUCAGGACCCGCGACAUAAUACGGCCCAGACGGCGGCAAGGCGAGAGGAAUGCGCACCGGAGCACGCAGCACGCGCCCGCUCCGAUUCGCGUAUGCGCUGCGAUCACGUGAAUGUCACGCAUAGCGCGACGCCGGGGCGCAUGCGCGGCACUUGCACCGUGCCGGCCGGUUCGCGGCCGCUUUCAAAUCCUGCGGCUCAAACGCGUGUCGAACGUGGUGUAAGUAACGUGGUGGAACGGUACCGGGCGCGCGAUCGUCAGCGCGUCGGCCGAAAGGGUUGACAGUUGACACGCACACACACUCCCUCUCUCUCUUUUCUCUCUUCUCUCUCUUCUCUCUCCCUCUUCCCCUCCCCCUUCUUUAGCGCGCACAUGUCUGAUAUCGCGGGUUUCGCGACUUCUCGAGGAACGUCCGAUUGUCGUGGCGAGACGCGGUGAGAUAAGACCACAGCGAUCGGUCGUGCGCCUCGGAGUCGGUGAUAGACACGCGUGCGAUGCGCUACACCCUGGCCACUCUCAUGUGAGGAGGAGGAGGAGGAGAAGGAGGAAGAAAGAGCCGUCCGUUCAUUUCCCCGCCGAUUUUUCUAACGCCGCGACCGGCGUCUCCUGCACCUCCUCCGUUCGGUUUAUGUUCACGUGAGAUACACAGACUCCCAAUUUGUGGUGGCCAUCAACUUACUAAUCGCGAUGCCACGUACAAUCGUACGCGACUACAGCUGACGACUUAGUCGCCGAUCUCGUAAGAGGGACAAGAGGAUACCUCAUAAAAAAAGGAAAGAAGGAACACGUCGGAUCGUCGAGAAAGCGGAGCCUGUGAGAGCUAUUUAAAUCCGCUCCUCGCCACGUCUGAGGAAUCUGUCGUUUCAACUGCGAGAAACUAGUCUAAAUGUGUUCGAUAGCAAUGCCGGCCGAACUGAUUCUCCACAGUCCCCCGGUGUACAGCCCCCUGCUGUACGGCCCCUUAGUAGUCACGGCCCCGACGAUCACCAGCCGGUCGUCGCCCAGAAUCAGGCCGUGCCUUUCUUCGGGGUCCUUAUCGUUGGACUCACUACGAAACAACGAUGGCAAGCAAAAGAAACGGGUGGUGUUCGCCGAUGAUCGCGGCCGCCCUCUCACACAGGUUCGCGUGAUGUCGGAACCGAGCAACGUACCGCCACUGUGGAGCACGGCUUACGUGGCCGGCCUGACCGGGGGUCUGCUCAACAUGUCGAAGGCUCUGAGUCAGGAAGCGGCGCAGGAUAGCACGCCGCCUUGGCAGGUCACCUUUCCGCAGCCGGCAAGCGACUAUCUCGCCUUCCGGCGUAAGCUCGAUCAGGACAAUGUCAGCCUGGAGAACGUGAUCGUGCGCGAAUCCGAGCAGUGCCUGGUGGGCACGGUGAAGGUGCGGAAUCUGGCCUACGACAAGGAGAUCGUGGUGAGGGCCACCAGCGAUAGCUGGUCUACCCACGAGGACGUGCACUGCACGUACGUGGCUCAACCGGGUUCCCCGGGUCCCCUCAUUCUGUACGACACCUUCCGCUUCCGGCUCACCUUGCCGGUGACGUCGAAUGUCAUCGAGUUCUGCGUGAGAUAUCGCUCGGACGGCAAGGAAAUGUGGGACAACAACGACGGCAAAAACUACGUGGUUCGCAAAAAGCAGGACCCCCGAGUAGCAGCCACGCGAUACGACAGCAUCCAGACGACGAAAUGCGACGGGCUCGUCAACGGUAACGAGAUGAGGGAUGGCGUGCCGCAGAACGCGGAUGCCACCAGGUUGAACAUGCGUACCUGGAGCGAGUUCGCGUCUUGGCAGCAUCUGACCAACGACGCGCCCUACUGGUGAAUCGGCCGGCAAGGUGGUCGUAAUUCCCCUCGUCUCGACAUCCAAGUCAUGUGUGUACGAAGCUGUACGAACUCUUCCAGUUUUUCCUCACCUCGGCGACUUCGCCGGGACGUAGAUCACGCGGGAUCGCGAGUGCCGGGGAGCAUCUCACGAGGCACGUGAGAGUCCAUCAGGGACGUGGAAACGGAAUGGAAUAAACUCGGGAGGCAUGUGAAAAGAGAGGAGAACUGUGCGACGAAUUGAGUACGAGGAAA
This is a messenger RNA of Monomorium pharaonis (pharaoh ant), 4321 nucleotides long. RefSeq names its product protein phosphatase 1 regulatory subunit 3B-like (gene Gbs-70E). NCBI's taxonomy places the organism in Eukaryota, Metazoa, Arthropoda, Insecta, Hymenoptera, Formicidae. The transcript has 4 exons. Gene Ontology annotation, cellular component: protein phosphatase type 1 complex. The record is from RefSeq and is a predicted model, not a curated record. The coding region runs from base 3132 to 4067 and encodes 311 amino acids. Gene Ontology annotation, molecular function: glycogen binding; protein phosphatase 1 binding. Gene Ontology annotation, biological process: regulation of glycogen biosynthetic process.